AUCAAAACAGCAAGGAUCAGUAUCGCAAGUGAAAAGUACGCAGAAAAACACAGUUAAUAAUGGAAAUACCCGCCAAAAACAUAGUGUCCGACGAAACAUUUUGCAUCUGGAAAGGGUGUAUAUUAAAUAUAGUGAGCUCCAAUCGUGAAAUUUCCGAUUAUUGGCAGUUUCAUCGUCGUUGUCCCAGAGCUGGUGUUGUCAUCAAAGCUGGUGAACAAAAGAAUCAGUGCUUAAGCCCCAGUGCUUUCUCGACGUCUGCGUCGAACAACGGGCACCCCGUUCUACGCAUAAUUACGCCAAUGUUGUUGAUGUUACACGCAGCGAUGAUGACUAAUGACGCACGUUUGGACUGUAAUAUCGUAACUGUGCUGAACGCGGAAUAGUAGAAUUAAUUAUUCCACCAUUUCGAUUUGCAAUCUGCCAAUCGUUACUGUGAAAAUUUUCUGUACAUAGAAAUUGGUUGCUCUGCCAGACGGUGUAAAAAUAGUAGUACGUAGCACGUUACUGUGUAAAUAUAUUAAUGGCGUGCGCAAUGCUCUCCGAACGCAAACAAUGUUACUGCCAUCCGUCGUCUGAGGAAAAUAGCAACACGGUUCCAACCAUGGCGGAAGUGGAAUUUAGUGAAUGGUCAAAACAACAUCCGCAACACUCGGAUCACCUGGCAGCUGUUAGCGAAAAGCUGGCUGACCUUAAAAUGUUUGAUCCCCCGGAAUCGCCCACUGCUUGCAAGCGCCCAAGUUUCGUCGGCUCCGUAAUCAGCGUGUUUAGCAACUGGAUCAGCAUACCCACCCGGUACGGAACCAAACCAGUCGUCGUGCAAUCUUCCGAAAAAGAUCACCAUGUUGAGAAACCAUGCAUCGCUUCGACGCCCUGCAUACCGAUAUUCGAAACGAACAAGAUGGGUAAAAGUCAGCUGACGGUACCGUUGGAUUACAGUUGCACGGUCGACGAUAUUGCCAUGACCCCGGCAGGCGUUUACGUGGAGGAACUGGCGCACAGUGAACAAAGCGCCCUGCGUCCGCGGCGUGUUCGGAAGCGACGAAAGGAACCAUCCAAAGCGAACCAACAUACGCACGUGGGCAGUGACGCCAGUGGCAAAGGCUGUGGUAAAAAUCGAAAGGACAAAAAACGUCACGCACUGCGAAGAGACAUACUGAACGAUAAUCUGGCCCUAUCGAUCGACGAUUGCAGCUAUGGUUAUGAUUACCGGGAAGCGAAGCCGAGCGCUGCGAUGGAUGUACAAUCGUUGUCUCAACGAUGCCUUUCGGCAGGUUUCAGUCCCGCAUCGACUGGCAGUGUGGGAAGCUAUCAAGAUGCAUUGCAAGACAUUGGUCCGAUGGAAAGUUUGCUUGCUCGUCCGUCUUCCGACAACGUGCGAGCUGUCCCGGUUUCGCCCUGCAAUCCACAACAAAUCCACCCUGCCAAAGAAUCGCCCGUACCGGACACGGGGAGCGCGAUCGCCGAUCGGGAGAACGAAAAAUGUGAUAUUGAUGCUAACCGUGCAGAGUUCGUAGUGUUAACGGAAUUAGACGUGUUCACGACACCAUCCGCCAGCCCCGCUCGACGUCCACGCCCUCGUAACCUGUGCAUGGCUAUCAGCUACGUUUGGCACGGUGAUAAGGGCGAGGAAGAUGAUCAGAGUGAUUACACUAGCGAUGACCUUACGGAGGACGACGGUGAAGAUUGCAAUAGUUUGGAUGGAUCCGAUGGGUUUGAAUAUGAUGUUGACGACGAUGACGAUUGUGUCGUGUUCUGCGAAGAUUACGACGACCUGAACGAUGAUUCUAACUCAUCGUCUGGAUUCGAGGAGAAGAAGGUUCGCUUCAACUUGAAACCCGUAGUGCACGUCAUGCGAGCCUGGGACUUUGCCUACCGCCAGGCACGUAAAGGGGAUUGGGAGAUGGCAGCCCGGGACAGUGAGCGAUUUCGGAAGCGGAUCACCGAUCUAGAACCGGUGCUAGGACCAGCACUACAGCCAGCGUUACGUGAUAAAAUUUAUGCCGAACGGUUUAACGGGCAGGAGGAACAUACGCGCAAGAUCUUAAAUUAAAUGUGAAUUACAGCAGCAGCAGCACCGUAUUCUGUUCUGUCGUUAGGCAUUGGUUUUGUAUAAUUUCAUUGUUUUGCUAUUUUUGUUUUGCUUUUACCAUCUUGUUGUUACCCGCGUGUUCCGUAUAGCAAGCUACUACUCCGCACACAUACCCAAAAACAAGGCGUUUAAAACAGAAGGGGUGGUUUAAUCAAUAAGUGAAGCUUGCAUUAUAUUUAUACGUUAUCAAAGUUUUGCUUUAAUUUAACGCAACACAUUAAAGCAUUGUUUAUAUUCCUAACCCUAUCCCCGGGCUUUUUUUCGUGUGUAAAUAUUGCAAGAAAUGAAAAACCAUUCGUACUCGGUGGGAAACAGAAAAUUAUAGACUAUAUUAAGCUGACUUAAGAUUGUUGAUAAUUUUAAAGAGCCAUUGCAAAAGUUGUGAAAUAAAAAAUGAAGAAGGGAAUUCAGAAUGAAGAAUAAUCAAA
Molecule: messenger RNA, 2517 nt
Organism: Anopheles moucheti
Lineage: Eukaryota; Metazoa; Arthropoda; Insecta; Diptera; Culicidae
Gene: PPP1R15
Exons: 2
Coding region: 521-2050 (509 amino acids)
Biological process (GO): response to endoplasmic reticulum stress
Cellular component (GO): protein phosphatase type 1 complex; endoplasmic reticulum
Molecular function (GO): protein phosphatase regulator activity
Source: RefSeq, a predicted model, not a curated record